Molecule: messenger RNA, 3953 nt
Organism: Argiope bruennichi
Lineage: Eukaryota; Metazoa; Arthropoda; Arachnida; Araneae; Araneidae
Product: bone morphogenetic protein 3-like
Exons: 6
Coding region: 332-1603 (423 amino acids)
Biological process (GO): SMAD protein signal transduction; BMP signaling pathway
Cellular component (GO): extracellular region
Molecular function (GO): cytokine activity; growth factor activity
Source: RefSeq, a predicted model, not a curated record
GGCCGGCGAAUCGCAUCAUUUCUGGCCGCGCGCAAUCGUCCGUCGGUAUCUCCCUGGCAAUAACUCUCGACACUUCCCAUCAACGUUCGAAAGAACAGGAUAAAAAUCCUACUAAAAUAGCCAUUUUAUUCCAAAAAAGUCUAAAAAUAAUUACCACCUGCAAGAUAUCAUCUCGAUUAUUGAAUGUUCGGGAAUGUUUGAAAUGAAAUAACUGUAAAAAAAACUAAAACUUUUGCUCACAUUUUUGUCUGAGUGGCAUUUUAUAAGUAGAUGGUAAAAGGAAAAUAAGAAGGCUCUGCAAUGCAUUCGGUAUAGAAAAAAGACACCAGUCAUGUGGUAUGCAUUACUGCUCGUAAGCAUUGCGUCAUGCACAUCGGAAAGCAUUUGGCCGGUCGAGAACCGAAUCUUGCAACUGAGAACGGCCGCACCAAGAUCCGACUCUCCCCCGUCGUACAUGGUACACCUGUACAACCGGUACCGGAAAGGCCGCAUGCCGUAUAGUGCGGCAAACACCGUCAGAAGCUUCUUUCCGACUCCAGGAAGAUUAGGUACUGAUGACAUUCUGGUCUUCAACUUGACCGGUGUCCAUCCGACCGAGUACGUGGAAAGAGUGGACUUCCAUCUUCAGUCUAAGAGCUCUUACAAACACAGCUCUCGCCUGGAUCAAAAGAAGUCUCAAAUGGAGCUGGACAUUCUUGAUUUGAGCAGGCCACUCCGACCGAAAGUAGAGACCAUCCCGCUGGCCAGACUGCAGUCAGGCAUCUGGCAGACGCUGGACAUCACGGAUAGCAUUAUUGCCUGUUUGGAAGGAGAAGCCGAACAACAUCAUUUAGUGGGCGUGUCCAUCAGAGGGCCCGAGGUAACGGACGCGUCCGAAAUAGUUUCUCAGCCAUUCAUAGUCCUUUUUUCCGAAGACGACGACCACUUGAACAUAGAAGAGCUCGGAAGAGAUGCAUUUCUGCCCCGAAAGAAACGAGAGAUUCUGAACAAUGAGCUGCCCGAUUAUCCUUCAGAAAAGGUGGAUGGGUCUCUGGCGGAAGUGCAGGCUCGUCUCAAAUACAAGCCUCUAGACUCGGCUGUCGCACCCAGACCGGAAGCGAGAAAAGUCUCCAAGACGGAUAUGGAGAAACAUCGAAAGCGCCGACGCAGGCGCAGAAGAAAGGACAAACGAUUACCCUAUGCGUGGGGAAAAAGUUGGUGGAAGAAGUCGGACAUGAAGAAUAACCCUGACUACGAAGGGGAUGAGGAAGAAGACAUGGACGAGGAGGAUGGCAUGGACGAUCAGCUCUUGUGUCAGAAGAGGAAGAUGGUGGUGAGUUUUUCGGAAAUCGGGUGGGGCGACUGGAUCAUCUCCCCCAAGACAUUCGAUGCCUCCUACUGCUCCGGAGUUUGUCCUCAACCCCUCAAGAAAAGCAUCCAGUCAUCUAAUCACGCGAUCAUUCAAGGUCUCAUUCAGUCUCUGGGGUUGAAAAAGAAUGUUCCAGAACUCUGCUGCGUGCCCCACUCCCUCUCUCCGGUCUCCUUGCUCUACUACGACCAGAACAAAAACAUCGUGCUGAAAAGUUUCCCCGAUAUGAGCGUGCAAAACUGUUCAUGCCGUUGACCAAAAAUGAGAGGCGUCUUCCUUCUCAGUGAGAUCAGAGACUCCAUGUUUCUGAUCAUCGUAUUCUGUGUUUAAAUUUGAUUUGAUUUGUUUACAAAACAUCUCUGUUUAAGGAAGUAACGCAGGUCCUUCAGGGUAGAAUUUGUGAAAUAAUUUGGCUUUAUUUAUUAGAAUUUUAAUUAUCCAGUCUGUUUGAAAUAAGACGUCAUCGCUCACGUUUCCAACAAUCAAAACAAAUAAAAUGUAUAUCAGCUAGUGAUGAAACCUUAUAACACUUUUGAAAGAGAGAUCCACUCUGAAUGUUCGAUUUCAACCCUUCUUUGUAAAUAUUUAGAGUUUUAUAAUGCAUUUUGGACAUCCUUCUCCUCCUGCGUGAAUUUUGUGUUUGCAUCAUGUUUUUCUAAUUGUAAUGUAGUACAAUAAAGAGUCAUUCGCACACAUGCAUACACAAAACGUUAAUUUGAAAGGAAAGUAAUAAGUAGAUUUACCAAAGAUAGAAUAUUUCAAUUUAAUUUUAACAAAUACAACAUUAUACAAUUGCUACAAAUACAAUAACAAAUACAAUUUAUAGGAUUACAUUCUUCUAUUUUGGAUGCGUAUGCACAUUAUAAAAAAAUAGAUAAAAAAAAAAGGAAUUAUAAAUGUAAUAGAGGAACUAUAAUAAUCUUUGUAUAAAAAUUGGAAAUGAUAUGUUAUUAAGACUGUUCACAAAUCAGAUACACGGCCUCUCAAAUGAAUACAAAUCUUGUUGGAUUUUUUCAUACAUCAUUAGAAAUCUAUACUUGCUUAUGAGAUUAUUAAUGGAUUUUCUAUUGAGAGUUUACAAAAAUAUCAUACUAAUCAAUAAGAUAUAGACAUGCACCAUAGAAAUGUUCUGCUUCAUUGAAUUCUUUUAUUUUUAAAUCAGCUUUCUUUAAAUAUUAAUGUCAUUAUUAAAUACUAACUAAUGCUAAUAUUAGUAUAAUAAAUAAUACUGACUAAUGAUAAAUAAUGCUCUGAUACUAAAAUUGCUAAGCUAUUAAAUACUAACAUAAUUUAUUUAAGUAACAUUUAUAUUAUUUUGCAAUAAUUUAAAAAGAGUAGAUAUUGACAUCCAUUUCGAAACACUCUUUGGAUAUAUUAUUGACAUCACGCAUGCAGUAACAAGCUAAAAAUAACAUAGAAAAACUAAGAUGUUUUAAUGAUAUAAAGAGAUCUCAAGGCCUCUCCCACUUUUUUUUAAAAUAUCAGUUGAGUUUAGAUUACUUAUGCCCGCAAAAAAUAUAAACAUAAUUCAAUUAAAUAAUUUGUAGAAUUUUUUCUUAAACGCAUUCUAAAUAAAGAGCGUUUCGAUUUGUAUUUUUAUUUGUUUUGUGCAUCAUUGAGUGAAAUUAAAGAAAGUAAUGAAUACAAUGUACAUCCUUUUAUUUUUAGAAUUAUUGUAUAAUAUUACAUUACAAUGGCAUUAAAAAAUGCGUUUAUUACUUUAAAAUACAAAGAAAGUUAAUAAUUUUUCUAAUUAAAUAAUCGAAGAAUUGAAUUUCAGUUUAGUAGAGUAUAAAUUUACUUUUGAAAAAUCUUGCAGCAAGUAAUUAUUCUAUAAAACAAAUGAAAUUCUUGCUUCACAUUCUGAGAACUGCGCAGUAAUCGUUUGGUUAAUAUUCACACAAGCAUACAAAGUUGAUUGGUUUGGUUUCAUUUACAUUAUUAUACGUAAAAAACCUGAUUUCAUGAAAGUAAAUAAAUUUCAAAAUACCCUUCUAUAAAUACAAAUUGCUCAUGAAAUACAAGGGCUAUUCAGAAAUUUCUUAGGUGAAAUUUCUGCAGCGUUGGUAUGUGUUAGAAAAAACUUUCGUUUCACGUGCCAGAAAAGAUGAUGCGUCAUUUCUUAAAAUAAAUCUAUUUUCGAUAGAAAUGCACAUAAGAUCGGAACUAAUAACUGCAGUAAAAUGUUUUCUUUUAUGUGGAAUGCUCAUUUGAAUAUGUUUCUCUUCAAUUCUUUCAAUCAAUAAUAUGUGUAUUCGGGUUUCUCAGGGAUCGAAAAAUAUUUUAUUUAUCAUUUUGAGCAAUUUGUAUAAAUGGCACACAUUAUCAAAAAUAUUCUUUCUGCUGCAAAUAUUUAAAUUAAUAUCAUUUAAAUAUUUUUACGAUUUAAAAAACUUGAUCUAGAAUGAUAGCAUUGAUUAAACAUUUUUAGGUCUUAUUGUUCCAGUUGAUAUAAAUUUUCUGUAUUAGCACUCUUCAUAUUUGUAUCAUUGAAUAUGUGAAUUACUGUUUUAUUGUUAAAAGCAGUCGGAUUUGAUGGAGUGGUUUUAAAUUUGACUCUUUGUGUAAGUAGAAUGCAGAAUAAAUCUGUUGUUUCAACUUUAAA